AUGGCUUCUUCAUGUGUGCAACAUCUAUCACCUUUCAUAAGUCGUCGAAUGGUGCGUUUAUUGCAAUACGUUGUUGUUAUUGGCUGUAUGGUGUUGGUUUACACGGUAUUUAUUGCUCCUCGAUUAUCGCUGAAUCGCUUCUCUCCUCUACAAAUGGAACAACGUCCACUAGAAGAUGGCGCUGAUCCAUUUGCGAUGUAUAAAAAUUUGGAAAAGAAAGAUUGGCAGGAUUAUGAAGCAAUAGCGAAAGACAAGGAACGUAAGGGACCAGGAGAAGGGGGUGUACCGGUCGCGAUUCCGUCUGAUGCAGAACUGAAACAAAAAAUUGAUGAAUUGUAUCGAGCAAACGGAUACAAUGCGUAUGUGAGCGAUUUGAUUGCUUUGAAUCGUUCCAUCAAGGAUAUACGACAUAAAGAUUGUAAGAAAAUCAAAUAUCUUGAGAAAUUACCGUCAGUUUCAGUGAUAUUCCCAUUCCACGAUGAGCAUAAUUCGACGCUAUUGAGGAGUGCAUAUUCGGUGAUCGAACGAUCACCAAAAAAUGUGCUAAAAGAGAUUAUUUUGGUUGAUGAUGCAAGCACGAAGCCGUUCUUGAAGGAACCGCUUGACAAGUUUCUCAAGGAUGCGGGUAUUGAUCAUAUUGUCAAAGUGGUUAGAACAAAAGAACGAGAAGGACUGAUACGUGCUCGACAAAUCGGUGCCCAGCACGCAACUGCAGAUAUAAUGGUUUUCUUGGACGCACACUCAGAACCAAACUACAAUUGGUUGCCUCCUCUAAUUGAACCAAUUACUCUUGAUUACAGAACAGUGGUAUGUCCAUUUGUUGAUGUGAUCGACUGUGAUACGUUUGAGUACCGAUCUCAAGAUGAGGGUGCGCGAGGAUCAUUUGAUUGGGAAUUCAACUACAAACGUGUUCCACUGACAGACGAAGACUUAAAGCAUCCCACACGACCGUUCAAGAAUCCUGUGAUGGCGGGCGGCUAUUUUGCCAUCAGUCGUAAAUGGUUCUGGGAAUUGGGCGGUUAUGAUGAAGGACUCGAUAUUUGGGGAGGUGAACAAUAUGAAUUAUCAUUUAAGGUUUGGCAGUGUCACGGUACUAUGUUAGACGCGCCGUGCUCUCGUGUCGGUCACAUCUAUCGUUGCAAAUACGUUCCAUUCCCGAAUCCGGGAAAGGGUAAUUUUAUAGCACGUAACUAUAAAAGGGUUGCCGAAGUCUGGAUGGAUGAAUACAAGGAUCACUUAUACAAAAGAAGGAUUGGAAUGCGCGAAGAAGAUGAAGGCGAUCUAACGAAACAAAAAGGCAUUCGUGAACGCUUAAAAUGCAAGUCAUUCGAUUGGUUCAUGAAAGAGAUCGCUUUCGACCAGGACAAAUAUUAUCCAGCUGUCGAGCCGCCAGAUACUGCCAAUGGUGAAUUACGCAACGUAAAAGCACAAAAAUGUGUUGAUACACAGUUUCGUGGUAAAGAUGAACGUUUUGAAUUACGUCAAUGUAUAAGUGACGAUCCAUCUGGAGGUGGAGAGCAAAAUCUAAGACUGACUUUUUGGUAUGAUGUUAGACCGACGGGCCGUUCAAUGUGUUUCGAUGUUUCGACAUCAGUGAGAAAAGCUCCUGUUGUUUUGUUCGCAUGUCACGGUAUGAAAGGUAAUCAAUUGUUCAAAUACCUACCCAAAAGUCAGCAAAUGUAUCAUGUGAUCAGUAAUAGCUGUAUGGACUGUGAUGCGGAUCGUGGUGAGAUCUUUAUGGAGCCUUGUGAUGUAAGUAAAGAAACGCAACGAUGGGAAUGGACUUUUCUGAAUGUAACUUUAGCCGAAGAGAGAAAUAAAAAUGUGAAACUUUGA
Messenger RNA from Anisakis simplex (herring worm), 1836 nucleotides. Lineage: Eukaryota; Metazoa; Nematoda; Chromadorea; Rhabditida; Anisakidae. The record is from the annotation of a GenBank genome assembly.